This is a messenger RNA of Durusdinium trenchii, 1881 nucleotides long. The record is from the annotation of a GenBank genome assembly. Lineage: Eukaryota; Dinophyceae; Suessiales; Symbiodiniaceae.
AGCAUUGGCACCAAAAAAAGGACACGCAGGCACGUGCCCCCUGGGGGAGAGGUGCGUCGCCCGCCAUGGCGCACAUGAUCAAGCCGCAGAUCAUCCUCCUCAAGGAUGGAACUGAUGCUUCACAAGGGAAGGGUCAGAUCAUCAGCAACAUCAAUGCCUGCCAAGCUGUGGUGAGCAUUGUGAAGUCGACCUUGGGUCCUCGUGGCAUGGACAAGUUGAUUGAGGAGGGCAAUGGGACCACCAUCACCAACGAUGGGGCGACGGUGAUGAAGAAGUUGAACAUUGUUCAUCCCGCGGCGCGGAUCCUGGUGGACAUCAGCAAGGCCCAGGACAACGAGGUCGGGGACGGCACCACCAGCGUGGUGGUGAUCACCGGCGAGUUGCUGAAGGAGGCGAAGCACUUCUUGGAAGAUGGCCUUGUCGCACCCCAGAUCAUCAAGGGCUAUCGGACGGCCUGCAACUUGGCCAUCCAAAAGCUCAUGGACAUGGCGGUGGACUUGAAAGAGAAGUCCGCCGAGGAGAAACGCGCCAUGCUCAUCAGGUGCGCUGAGACCACGCUGAACUCGAAGCUAGUGGCAGAUUACAAGACCUUCUUCGCUCAGAUGUCUGUAGAUGCCAUCACCAUGUUGGGAGACGAUUUGUCCGUCUCUUCAGUGGGCAUCAAGAAGGUCACUGGCGGAUCGGUCACCGACACGCUGCUGGUGGAGGGUGUUUGCUUCAAGAAGUGCUUCUCCUAUGCUGGUUUUGAGCAACAGCCGAAGCGCUUCGAGAAUGCGAAGAUUUUGCUGCUGAAUUUGGAGCUGGAGUUGAAGGCUGAGAAGGACAACGCUGAGGUGAGGAUAACAGAUCCUGACCAGUACCAGUCCAUCGUGGAUGCUGAGUGGAACAUCAUCUAUGAGAAGCUGGAUUUGAUCGCCAAGUCCGGCGCCAACGUCGUGUUAAGUCGCUUAGCCAUCGGUGACUUGGCCACUCAGUAUUUUGCGGACCGCAACAUCUUUUGUGCCGGGCGCUUGGAGGUCGAGGAUCUGGAGCGCACGCGGCGUGCCACGGGCGCAGAAGUGCAGACCACGGCCCAAGGCAUCACCCCGAGCGUGCUGGGUUCGUGUGGCCUCUUUGAGGAAAAGCAAGUGGGUGCUGAGAGGUUCAACUUCUUCACCAAAUGUGAGAAGACGAAGACCGCCACCAUCCUCAUCCGCGGCGGGGCUCAGCAGUUCAUCGACGAAGCCGAGCGAUCGCUCAACGACUCCCUCAUGAUCGUGCGCCGGGCCAUGAAGAACACCAAGGUGGUGGGUGGUGGCGGUGCCAUCGAGAUGGAGCUCAGUCGAUACCUGCGAGAAUACGCGCGCACCAUCAGCGGCAAACAGCAGCUGGUGAUCAAUUACUUUGCACGAGCGCUCGAGGUCAUUCCGAUGACCUUGGCGCAGAAUAGUGGCGCCGAUGGCACGAAGGUGCUGAAUCAGCUUCGGCAAAAGCACGCCGCAGCAGGACCUGAGGGUCGCUGGUUUGGCGUGGACUGCAUGAAUUGCACAGUCUGUGAUGCUUUCCAGAAUUACAUCUGGGAACCCGUUUUGGUCAAAGAAAGCGCCUUGAACGCUGCGACAGAAGCGGCCUGCCUUAUCCUUUCCAUCGAUGAGACUGUGAAGAAUCCGCAGAGCGAGAAGCCGCAAGCGGGGCCGAAAGGAAAAGGCAAAGGGAAGGGCAUGGGCAUGCCAAUGGGCAAAGGCCGUGGCCGCGGUGCUCGAGUGCUGAAGGGAUGACGUGUCGCGUCGCUGUCGCCGGUGUCGCGACACGGUCCGGGUGGGCCCGGUCGCAAGACGUCGCCGGGACUGGCCACCCGGUGUCGCGGUCGAAAGACCAGACGUCGCGGCGGAUGCAAGAAAA